AUGACACCAGCAACCAAGCUAUUCCUUGUGCUGGCCUUGGGCCUCGUCCUCGUGGCCACCGCCAUGGCCGACGACAAGAAGAAGCACGACAGCAAGGGGCCGUGCAAGGGCGGCUACUACCCCGACCGCAAGGGCUGCUGCCCGGCGAUCAUCAAGGGCAAGGCCUACUACCGCGAUGGCAGCAAGUGCUACCCCAAGGACGUCGGCUGUGGCGUCUACUACGCUGACGGUCAUGGGUACUACCCGGACGAGAAGGGCAAUUACGCGAAGGACGGUGAGGAGUGCCCGAAGGAGCGCAAGUGCCACGAGCGCUGCAUCCGCCCCGAGCACCACGAGAAGAGCACGACGACUGAGGAGUGCCCCAAGGAGACCACCUCAACCAGGAGGGAGACCACCACCACCGAGAGGCGCACCACCACCCCCAAGCGCACCACCACGACCACCGAGGAGUGCCCCAAGGAGACCACCACGACCAAGAAGCACACCACCACAACCGAGGAUUGCCCCAAGGAGACCACCACGACCAAGAAGCACACCACCACGACUGAGGAGUGCCCCAAGGAGACCACCUCGACCAAGAGGCACACCACCACAACCGAGGAGUGCCCCAAGGAGACCACCUCUACCCGUAAGCACUCCACCUCGACCAAGAAGCACACGACCACCACGGAGGAGUGCCCCAAGGAGACCACGUCGACCAAGAAGCACUACACUACUUCCACCGAGGAGUGCCCCAAGGAGACUACCACGACCAAGAAGCACACCACCACCACGGAGGAGUGCCCCAAGGAGACCACCACCACCAAGAAGCACUACACCACGUCGACCACGGAGGAGUGCCCCAAGGAGACUACCACCACCAAGAAGCACUACACCACGUCGACCAAGAAGCACCACACCACCUCGACAGAGGAGUGCCCCAAGGAGACUACCUCGACCAGGAAGGAGACCACGUCGACCAAGAAGCACCACACCACUUCGACCACUGAGGAGUGCCCCAAGGAGACCACCUCAACCAGGAAGGAGACCACUUCGACCAGGAGGGAGACCACGUCGACCAAGAAGCACACGACCACCACCGAGGAGUGCCGUAAGACCACGACCGAGAAGCCGUGCGACGACGACCACGACAAGGACAACAAGUGCCCGGGCGGCCAGUGGAAGGAUGGCAAGGGCUGCUGCCCGCGCAAGAUCGGCCACCAGUGGUACUACCGCGACGCCCACGGCUGCUACCCGGUCGAGCGCGACUGCGGCGUGUUCUACGCCGACGGCAAGGGCUACUACCCCGACGAGAACGGCCAGUACGCCAAGGCCGGCGAGUACUGCCCCGAGUACCGCAAGUGCAAGCCCGAGUGCGAUGGCGGCUACGGCCACUACUGA
Molecule: messenger RNA, 1380 nt
Organism: Acanthamoeba castellanii str. Neff
Lineage: Eukaryota; Discosea; Longamoebia; Acanthamoebidae
Exons: 2
Coding region: 1-1380 (459 amino acids)
Source: RefSeq, a predicted model, not a curated record